Molecule: messenger RNA, 1962 nt
Organism: Alternaria alternata
Lineage: Eukaryota; Fungi; Ascomycota; Dothideomycetes; Pleosporales; Pleosporaceae
Product: Scramblase-domain-containing protein
Exons: 1
Coding region: 106-1803 (565 amino acids)
Biological process (GO): plasma membrane phospholipid scrambling
Cellular component (GO): plasma membrane
Molecular function (GO): phospholipid scramblase activity
Source: RefSeq, a predicted model, not a curated record
AAGAGUGAUUAGGCAUCUACGUUGCUCACGCGCAUUCUGCCCGCUUGAUUAUAGACUCACCCUUAAAACUACCACAGCAUUAGAUACGGUACAAUCACAUUUAAUAUGUUGCCAGCGGCAAGGUGGUCCUUGCGACUGCCACGACAGAGCGCUCCAUCAUUCGUCACCAAAAGUACACCUCUACAGCUACCACUUCGUAAUCGCCUAUCAAAACACAAAGCGCCACGAACGAGCUUGCCGUAUUCGACGAAACCACCUGGUAACGAGAACUCGCCGAACACACAUGAUGAGUCUCCAAAAGAGACAUCCAAGGUCGACGCCGUGUCCAACGCCCUCUCUACCACGCCUGAUUCCGAAAAUAAUCUCAUCACACCCGUAUAUAUGCCCGAAGACCCACAUGCCGUCCUCAAGCAGACCCAUCCUGCCAUGCGCCUGCUCGACAACUCCUCUCUUAUAGUACAACGACAGCUGGAGAUGAUGAAUGUGCUCAUGGGCUUUGAGCAAGCGAACCGCUACGUUAUCAUGGAUCCGCAUGGCAGUCAUAUUGGAUAUCUAGCAGAGCAAGAGCAUGGCAUAGGAAAUGCCAUGGCGAGACAGAUGUUCAAGACGCAUCGGAGCUUUACGACACACGUCUUUGAUCGGGACGAGAAGGAAAUACUGAGGUUUCACAGGCCUUUCAGCUGGAUCAACUCGAGAAUACGCGUCUAUGAUGCUGUAGGACAGGGCGAGGGCGCGUACACCAGCUCGUCAAGUCUGCAAGGGACAAGCGCGCGAAGCAUAGCCAAUCAAACCAGCGCAAACGUCUCUAGUUUACCACUGCAGGACAUGCGUAUUAUCGGAGCUGCAGAACAAGAGUGGGCACCGUUACGAAGGAAAUACAAUCUGUUCCUUGCAAGGAAUUUGGAGGACGUUGCUGCUGCACCCGGCACACCCCAGCUGUCCUCUGGCGACUUGCCAAUCUCCGACUCAAAAGCUGUCGCUGUAGCUGAGGGUGACACACGAGAAGUCGGCAUGCUUCAGUUUGCCAGGGUUGACGAGCCCUUUCUUUCCUGGGAUUUCAGCUUGAUGUCUGAAGACGGACGCCUGGCAGGCUCCGUCAAUCGCAACUUCGGCGGCUUUGCGCGUGAAAUCUUUACGGAUACGGGCGUUUACGCACUGAGGAUGGAUGCUGCCGGACUGGCAAGUGAGCCAUCCCACCUGGUGUCCAAAACUGGUGAACAAAGUAGGCCGUCACUUGAAGGCUAUCCUGGUAUGACCCUUGAUCAACGAGCCGUGAUGCUCGCCACGGCCGUUAGCAUAGACUUUGAUUACUUCAGUCGGCAUAGCGGUUCCGGCGGCAUGUGGCCAAUGUGGAUGCCGUGGGUUGGUGGCAGCGGUGAAGCUGCUGGCGGCGCUGCAGCUGGUGAGGCGGGCGCAGCCGGUGCUGGAGCUGUAGGCGCUGCUGGCGAAAGCGGUAUCGCAGGCGAAGUCGGCACUGCAGCACGCGGAUUAGGUGCUGGAGAAGGUGUAGCGACAGGCGCGGCUACAAUGGCAGGCUACGAAGCUAUGCAAAGAGGGCGAGAAUCGAGGCAACAAGGAGGAGAUGAUGCUUCUCCGCAGGCAGCUGAUCCAUAUCAACCUAGCCCAGACCAACAGUACGGUACAGGCCAAGCAGGUGAGGAUAUAUGGGGUGAAGACCCUAGUGUAGGACCUCGCGAUCAAGACCAAGGCUUCUGGGGUGGAGGGAAUGAACAGGCCGGAGGCGAUGCUGGUGGCGGUGGUGAUGGUGGUGGGUUCAGUUGGGGAGACUUCUUUGACGAGUAAGAUCCUGCAGCUUCUUAUGUACUACUAUAUCACCAUUUAGCAUUCAUACCAUUCUAAACGAAGGGCUCCAUACUCCUCAUAACAAAGACAACUGUAAGGUGCCGCGAUUGCAUAUGCACGUAGUCUGCGGCUGAAGUGGGGCUGUGCUAGGUAAGCACC